Antechinus flavipes (yellow-footed antechinus) is the source of this 4985-nucleotide messenger RNA. RefSeq names its product membrane associated ring-CH-type finger 6 (gene MARCHF6). Lineage: Eukaryota; Metazoa; Chordata; Mammalia; Dasyuromorphia; Dasyuridae. The transcript is spliced from 27 exons. Gene Ontology annotation, cellular component: endoplasmic reticulum membrane. The coding region runs from base 26 to 3031 and encodes 1001 amino acids. The record is from RefSeq and is a predicted model, not a curated record.
UUAAGUUCCUUCCGGUCUCCACUGUAUGCCUGGGCCUACUCCCCCCCUCCACAUCCCCCACCCCUCCCCCUUACCUUCUCACUUUCUUCCUCCCUCUCUCACUUUCUAUCUCUCCACCUCUUUCCCCCGCCUCACUACCCCUCACGCACGGCUCCACCUAGCUCUCCCCUCCCUCGCCCUACCCCUUCCCUCCUCCUUCCCCUCCCCCCGCCUCCGCCCGGAAGGCUCCAGUGUCGGGAGCAUCCGCGGCUGCGUCACCGCCGCCCCCCCCCAGACAAGAUGGACACCGCCGAAGAAGACAUAUGUAGGGUGUGUCGAUCAGAAGGAACACCUGAGAAACCGCUAUAUCAUCCGUGUGUAUGUACUGGCAGUAUUAAAUUUAUCCAUCAAGAAUGCUUUUACUAUCUGUUGGAGCUUAGUUCAGUGGUUGAAACACAGCAGAAAAGAAUACUGUGAACUAUGCAAACACAGAUUUGCUUUCACACCAAUUUAUUCCCCAGAUAUGCCUUCAAGGCUACCAAUCCAAGAUAUUUUUGCUGGACUGGUUACAAGUAUUGGCACAGCAAUACGUUACUGGUUUCACUAUACACUUGUGGCCUUUGCAUGGUUGGGAGUUGUACCUCUUACAGCAUGCCGUAUCUACAAGUGCUUGUUUACUGGCUCUGUGAGCUCACUAUUGACACUGCCAUUAGAUAUGCUGUCAACGGAAAAUUUAUUGGCAGAUUGUUUGCAGGGUUGUUUUGUGGUGACCUGCACUCUUUGUGCAUUUAUCAGCCUUGUGUGGUUGCGAGAACAAAUAGUCCAUGGUGGAGCACCACAGUGGUUGGAACAAAAUCAUGCUCAACCUCUCAAUGCUGCUGGACAACAAAAUGAGGCUCCAGGUGUGGGAAAUGGUGCUGAAAAUGUUGCAAUUGAUCAGCCUGCUAACCCACCAGCUGAGGAUGCAGUAGUAGGGGAAAACCCUGAAAUUCAGGAAGAACAAGCUGAUGAAGAAGAGGAAGACAAUGAGGAUGAAGAGGAUGCUGUAGUUGAAGAUGCAGCAGAUGCUAAUAAUGGGGCACAAGAUGAUAUGAACUGGAAUGCUUUAGAAUGGGAUCGAGCUGCAGAAGAAUUAACAUGGGAGAGAAUGCUUGGACUUGAUGGGUCACUAGUUUUCCUAGAACAUGUCUUUUGGGUGGUGUCUCUGAAUACAUUAUUUAUUCUUGUCUUUGCAUUUUGUCCUUACCACAUUGGUCAUUUUUCUGUUGUUGGCUUGGGAUUUGAGGAAUAUGUCCAAGCAUCUCAUUUUGAAGGCCUAAUUACAACAAUAGUUGGCUAUGUACUUUUAGCAAUAUCACUGAUAAUUUGUCAUGGUUUGGCAGCUCUUGUGAAAUUUCAACGAUCUCGUCGUUUACUAGGAGUCUGCUAUAUUGUUGUUAAGGUCUCUUUAUUAGUGGUAGUAGAAAUUGGAGUGUUCCCUCUCAUUUGUGGCUGGUGGCUAGAUAUAUGUUCUCUGGAAAUGUUUGAUGCUACUUUGAAAGACCGAGAGUUGAGCUUUCAGUCUGCUCCAGGAACCACGAUGUUUCUGCACUGGCUAGUGGGAAUGGUCUAUGUCUUCUACUUUGCUUCUUUCAUUCUUUUACUAAGAGAGGUGCUGAGACCUGGUGUCUUGUGGUUUCUAAGAAAUUUGAAUGAUCCAGAUUUUAAUCCAGUACAAGAAAUGAUUCACUUGCCCAUUUAUAGACAUCUUCGAAGAUUUAUUUUGUCAGUGAUUGUCUUUGGUUCCAUUGUCCUUCUUAUGUUGUGGCUCCCUAUACGUAUUAUUAAGAAUCUGCUGCCCAAUUUUCUUCCAUAUAAUGUCAUGCUGUACAGUGAUGCCCCAGUGAGUGAACUGUCUCUUGAGCUGCUCCUGCUACAGGUGGUGUUGCCAGCUUUACUUGAACAAGGACACACUCGACAAUGGCUGAAGGGUCUUGUCCGAGCAUGGACUGUUACUGCAGGAUACUUGUUGGAUCUUCAUUCUUACUUACUUGGGGAUCAAGAAGAGAAUGAAAACAGUGCAAACCAACAAGCUAACAACAACCAGCAUGCUCGUAACAACAAUGCCAUUCCAGUGGUGGGAGAAGGUCUUCAUGCAGCCCAUCAAGCCAUACUUCAACAAGGAGGACCUGUGGGCUUUCAGCCUUACCGUAGGCCUUUAAAAUUUCCACUCAGGAUAUUUCUGUUGAUUGUCUUCAUGUGUAUAACCUUACUGAUUGCCAGUCUCAUCUGCCUUACUUUACCAGUAUUUGCUGGCCGAUGGUUAAUGUCAUUUUGGACGGGGACUGCCAAAAUCCAUGAACUAUACACAGCUGCCUGUGGUCUUUAUGUCUGCUGGUUAACCAUAAGGGCAGUAACAGUUCUAGUUGCAUGGAUGCCACAGGGACGCAGAGUGAUCUUUCAGAAGGUUAAAGAGUGGUCUCUUAUGAUAAUGAAGACUUUGAUAGUGGCAGUACUACUUGCUGGUGUUGUUCCACUUCUACUUGGACUUUUAUUUGAACUGGUAAUUGUUGCACCACUGAGGGUUCCAUUGGAUCAGACACCUUUAUUUUACCCAUGGCAGGAUUGGGCCCUUGGAGUUCUCCAUGCCAAAAUAAUUGCAGCCAUAACAUUGAUGGGACCUCAGUGGUGGUUAAAAACAGUGAUCGAACAGGUUUAUGCAAAUGGCAUCCGUAAUAUUGAUCUCCAUUAUAUCAUUCGAAAAUUAGCAGCACCAGUGAUAUCUGUACUGUUGCUUUCCCUUUGUGUACCUUACAUUAUAGCAUCUGGUAUUGUACCUUUACUAGGUGUUACUGCUGAAAUGCAAAAUUUGGUACAGCGUCGAAUUUAUCCUUUUUUACUAAUGGUGGUGGUUUUGAUGGGUAUCCUGUCCUUCCAGGUUCGACAGUUCAAGCGCCUUUAUGAACAUAUUAAAAAUGACAAAUAUCUUGUGGGACAACGACUAGUGAAUUAUGAACGAAAGUCAGGUAAACAAGGCACGUCAACACCAUCUCCACAGUCUUCUCAAGAAUAAAAUAGUUGUCUUAAAUAUCUUGACCUUCCUUUUGCCUUUAUGUGUCCUUUUUUGUGGACUCUUCUAUCUCUGGAUAAUAUUUUUCCUGGUGAUCCUCACAGCAAUGUUUUUACUUUAACUUUUUUUAAAAAUUCAUAUUCUUAGCAUUUAGAUAGCAGUUGAAGACCUGCUCCUCUAUCUGCAUCUUCUUCAUUUUUCAUUGCUGUCUGAGAUCUGUAUAUGUGUAAAUAGAAGUAUCCUGACACCCUAAACCUUGGAUUAAACAGAAUGUGCAUUGUACAUCUUUAAACAAAAUGUAUAUUAAUUUAUUAAAUCUAGUUGUCACUUUAUUUUGGACCUGCUGUUCUGUUGACAAGAAAAGUGCCACAAAGCAAUGGCGCAGAGAGGCAAGACUUUUCAGUGAAUUUGGAGCUCAUUUUAUGGUGUUCCUAAUAGUUCUUAUUAAAUUGAAUCAUUCUGACUUUCUUGGGUGGAGAGGCCUUACCAAGAACAUGAAAAGAAACAAAUACAAAUCAUCAGUGAAGUGUCUGUGGUAAGAAAACAUGAACUGUGUGCUUCACUAUCAACCUUUUUGAAAGUUAUUUUGUAUAACACCAAAGCUGUUGUACGUUUUCUACUGCCUGAUUUUUUUUUCAUGUGUCUGUGUUUGUAAUAUUGUACAGUAACUUGCUGUAAGUGAGGAACUUAUUUUUAAUUUUGAUAACUUUAAUAACCCUGGAGAUCAGCAUUGAAAGUCAGGUUUUUGUGCUUGUUAAGGGCAUGUCUACAUUUACCAAAAAACAAAAACACCAAAUCAAGGCUUUUUUGUUUUUUCUUUUACUCACUUGCAUUUGUUGGCAGUAGUGGCCAAAAAUCAUACGUCACAAAUCUUAUAGAAUAACAUCAUAAACAAUACAGUACUGCAGUUUUAUUGAAAUUAGUAGAUUUUUGUGAUGUUUUUGCUAAUUGUAGAUGUGGCUUAUUUCCUUAAGUAAAAUAUGUUGGAGAAAAGUAUUUGGAAAAAUCUAGUCCUUUGAGCUAGCAAAUAACCGAGUGGGAAUUAGGGAAUAUAUUUCUCUUACUUUAUCAUCUCCCCAGAUCUCAAAAGUUUUAUAUGUGAGUGAAUGCAUUGAUUCCCUUAUAAAUUUUAUCAGGCAGAAAAGCUAGUUGAGCUGGUUUGUUUUGUUUUGUUUUGUUUUGUUUUUGGUUGAGGCAAUUGGGGUUAAGUGACUUGCCCAGGGUCACACAACUAGGAAGUGUUAAGUGUCUGAGGCCAGAGUUUGAACUCAGGUCUUCCUGACUUCAGGUCUGGUACUUUAUCCACUGCACCACCUAGCUGCCCCAGCUGUUUUUUUUUUUUUUUUUUUUAAUGCAAACUGUAAUAUUAUAACCUUGCUAUGAAAUCUCACUCAAAAAAAUUAAUUUUCCUUGUAACCAAAGCUGCAAAUUAGAAACUUUACAGGGAGAACUGAUGGGCAAAUGGGCCGGAUAUUUUAAAUUACAUAUUGUAUGAAAUGAUCAGCAAGUAUGCCUUUUUUAAAGAAAGGCAGAAUUAACUUUGUUUGGUGAGUCAUAAAUGGCCAUAGGAGAAUGAUCUUUGUAAAUUACAGAAAAAAUUCAUAUAGUAUUAAAAUAUAUAAACUGAAAUCUCCAGAUUUUUUAAUACAAAAGUAUAACCAAACACAAACUACCAAAUCAAAAGCAACAAUUUCUAGUAGUUUCAUUUAUUUGCAGUCAUUCCCAAUCAACCUUGUCCCCUCCUAGGUUAUAAGUGAUUAUCUUCAUUUAAAUUUUUUAUUAAAAACUAUGGACGAAAGAAGCUUUACAUGGGGUGUAGUAUUACAUUAUUUUGCACUUUGUAGUACAUCUCUAUGUGUUUGCAGAUUUUUUUUUUUGUACUGCAUUAAGGAAUGUUGAAGCUAAAGCUCUGCUCAGUCCUUUGUCUAAUAAAAUUUUGGAUUUUCUUUGUUCUAAA